Messenger RNA from Cajanus cajan (pigeon pea), 727 nucleotides. Its product is annotated as universal stress protein PHOS34. The record is from RefSeq and is a predicted model, not a curated record. NCBI's taxonomy places the organism in Eukaryota, Viridiplantae, Streptophyta, Magnoliopsida, Fabales, Fabaceae.
UUGAUCUUUUUCUUUAAUUAUCUGCGUAGUUUUCUUUUGGAAAUUAAAUGGCGAGUUGUCCAGAGAGGCGAGUAAUGGUGUUAGCCAUGGAUGAACAUGAGCAUAGCAAUUAUGCCUUGGAGUGGACCCUAGACCAUUUUUUCACCCCUUUUGGUGCAAAUGCUCCUUUCAAUCUUGUAAUUGUCAAUGCAAAACCCUCUCCCCCGGUGGGCGUCAGUAUGGCAGGACCAGGGGCCCUUGGCUCUGAAAUUUUCCCUGCCGUGGCGGUGCAGCUCAAAGUGAUUGCUGAUCAAAUUACAGAAAAGGCAAAACAAAUUUGUGCCAGUAAAUCGGUUUUUGAAGUGCUAGUGGAAGUGGUCGAAGGUGAUGCUAGGAACGUGCUGUGUGAUGCUGUAGAAAGACACCACGCAUCCGUAUUGGUUAUGGGUAGCCGCGGCUACGGAGCUAUCAAAAGGGCGGUUUUAGGAAGUGUGAGCGACCAUUGUGCUCGUCAAGCUCAGUGCUCGGUGAUGAUUGUGAAGAGGCCCAAGUUCAAACAUUAAGCCGCUCACCGCCUUCAUAUUGUACUGGAUUUAUUAUAAACAGAAAGAAGCAUUGUGUCUCUAUAUUUUAAAAGUAAAAAAUAAAAUAAAAAAUAGUAAAAAAGGUAAAAUAGUUAUUAUUUUUAUAGAAAAAUCUGUUAAGCACAAUUUUACAGUUAUUAAUGGUUAUUUUGUGUUUAAGUUUC